Ilyonectria robusta is the source of this 729-nucleotide messenger RNA. RefSeq lists its product as uncharacterized. The transcript has 2 exons. The coding region runs from base 175 to 492 and encodes 105 amino acids. The record is from RefSeq and is a predicted model, not a curated record. Lineage: Eukaryota; Fungi; Ascomycota; Sordariomycetes; Hypocreales; Nectriaceae.
UAGAUUGCGCCGGAAGUGGUUCAACAGCUGAAAGUCAAUGGCGUAGGCCGAGAGACAGGCUUGCUUGAAGAUCAUAAAGAUAAUUCUUCGAUUCCUGAACAUAAACUCUCCCAGACUUACCGUUCACAAGUUCUUUUGUCACAUCGGAAGAAAUUGCCAACUGGUCAAUACAACAUGACAUCCUCAGAGACGACUCCAAACCCUAACGGUUCUCAACAGGAGACCUUCAAGGAGCAGCUCGACCGAGCUGCUGAAGAGACUCGCUCUAAGGCCAAUGAGAAGCCCAACCCCAUCGUUGAGAAGAUCACUGAGUAUGUCCCAGCUGCUGCCAAAAUCCUCGGCAGUCAUCAGAGUGACUCGAAUACCCUCAACAAGCCUGAGCUUCCUGGGCCCCCAGAACGACCACACCAUGAUGACAAGAUAGAGGGGUUUGUGAGAGAACAGCAUGGAAGUAAAGGCAAGGAUGGUCUCCUCGGUGCCCGGGAAGAGUGAGGGUUCUUUGAGUGGAGUCUCAGGAUUUUGCAUUGUAAUUUUAUUCCAAAUUGACACAACCCGACGCUGGGGAAUUGCUUGGAUGUUUUUCAUCGCCACCAUCGUGAACAGUGUUUGGGCCAAGCCCACCACCAUCCGGGUUGUGGCAAUUCACCGUCAAUAGAGUGUCACCAUGACAACACGAGACACAAGACAUGGUUCAACGCCGAUGAGUUGCGGACCGGCAUUUUCUUCACC